This is a messenger RNA of Cygnus atratus (black swan), 1475 nucleotides long. Its product is annotated as myb-related transcription factor, partner of profilin-like. NCBI's taxonomy places the organism in Eukaryota, Metazoa, Chordata, Aves, Anseriformes, Anatidae. Gene Ontology annotation, cellular component: nucleus. The transcript has 2 exons. The record is from RefSeq and is a predicted model, not a curated record. The coding region runs from base 44 to 1216 and encodes 390 amino acids.
GGGCCGCCCCGGCCCCCCUGGGCGGCGGCGGCGGCGGCCGGUGAUGAUGGCCGAGGACUCGCCGAAGCGGCGCAAGGCCAAUUUCAACGAGGCGGAGACGGAGGUGCUGAUCGAGCAGGUGCUGAAGCACGAGCAGCUGCUGUUCGCCGCCGGGCCGGGCCGCGCGUCGCCGGGCCAGAAGCGGAAGGUCUGGGAGUUGAUCCGGCACAAGGUGAACCCGGUGGCCGCCUGCCCCCGCGACGUGGAGGACCUGAAGAAGCGCUGGCGGGACCUGAAGCGCCGCGACCGCAGCAAGCUGUGCCGCCUGUCGCAGGGCUGCGGGCCGCCGGGCCCCGCCGCCGCGCUCGGCCUCGGCCUCCUGCUGGCCCCCGAGGAGAUGCCGCCCGCCGCCGCCGCGCCGCCCGGCCGCCACCACCACCACCACCACCACCUCCACCGCCUCCACCACCACCACCGCGCCUACGGCUCCCUGCUGCCCGCCGAGGCCGUGCCCAUCGUGGGCGGCAUCGACACGCUGGAGCUGCCCGGCGCUGCCGUGGGGGAGAUUGCUCCUCUAGGAUUUAACGAUGAUCCUGGCCCAUCUCAUCAACCUGGUCUUGAGAAGAUGAACCUAAAAGAAGAAAUAGUAGUGAAAGUGGUAGAGCCAGAAGAAAGCUCUGAGGACAUGGCAGUGGUUCCGCCUAGCCAAGAACAACUACCUUUUCUGGGGACAUCGGGUGGUGGUUCCUCUGGGAAAGUAAAAGCCAAAGCAAAAGGCAGGCCCCAGGCAGACCAAAAUGAAAUAACUGAAGCGGACCUAGUGCAGAUUCAGCAGACCCAGAUGCAGGUGAUCCAGUCUGGCUUUGACAGUGUCAACCACAAUCUUCGGCUGCUGCAGCAAGGCAUGCAAGAUCUGAGCAACAGCCUCAGCAUCAUGGCGCAGACACUUGUUGCUAUCAAAAACGUGUAUGUGAAAAACAACACUGGCCCGACAACGUAUGCCACCACCUCUACUCAGACCGCAGCUGGGUACCUGAGCCCGGGUUCUCCCCAGGUCUCCCCCACUGAGGACAGAGGCAGAGCGCAAGUGGCGGGAAGCAGCAGCAGAAGCAGCAGCUGCAGUUCCAGUUCCAUGUCACAAGAACCAGGUCCUUCGGAGUUUCCUAGGCCCCCCCUGAGAACCAUUAAGAAAGAACAUCCAAAUGGCUGCUACUACUUCUGCUUUGCAGACGUGUAAAAACUUGAAUAUAUGUACAGUGACUGUGGUGUUAGGUGCUGUUGUAUGUUCUGCUCCAGCCUGUGACUUUGAAGGAGCAAAAUGGACUUGCCUCCCACGUUUUUCCCAGUGGGAAACAUUUCACUAUAGGUGGCAUUAAACACUAAUUACCAAUCACCUGUUUGUUAACUCUGUUGCAGUUGGCUAAUGUUUUUCUUCUGUACUCAUUAUCCUCUUACUCUCUUAAAAACAAACAAAAACACAGAUUUAUUUUGACUAA